CAAAUGAAAUACAUUUUGGUAUUUUAUUUUUUAUUGAGCUUGGAAAUUAAGCACUAGAUAAGCUUGUUCUGGAUCUGAUGGCGCCAGCUAUAUAUUGUUUCUUAUUCUGUUGACGAAAUUGAUUGUUUCCUGUAAUUGUAAUCGCUAACAAUGAGAAUCAUCAGAACGAAACAAAACGACACAUGAGUCGAAUUCUUAAGAGAAGAAACCCUUCCUCUUCCUCCCUUUGAAUUGAAUUGGGGAUUGAAUUGAUUCUCCAUCUCUGAGAAUGGAUCCGGAGCAGACCUUCAUUCGCGUGCAGGAGAGGCUAUCGCAGUUGCUGCCGCCAAAAAUCAGAGUUGGUUUGGAGUAUCUCUGCCUCUUCACUGCCAUUAGCUUCUUCUGUAUUCUCGUUGUUAUGCACGCCAACUACGUUCAGCAGCCUGGCUGUUCGGCUGAGCUAUCUGGAGUUCUCACAUCAGAAGCCCAACUUAUUCAGAUUAAGAUAACCAGCGCCGGCUUGUGGUCUCAUAAUGACUCUCAAUCAAACAUAAUAGAUCCUCCUCAAACACAAGUUCUAAAAGAUAAAAUUGAGGUUUCUGAUGUCACUGGAGAUGACCUCACAUUUUUGGCUUCCAAGUUUUGGUGGAACUGGAUUGCUUCAGCUGAUAGGAGGGGGAAAUCGGUGUUUAAGUUUUGGAAGACUGACACUGACUUUCAUGAACAUCAACCUGAAACCACUACAACUAGCCCAAACUCCAGGCCAGUGGUUCAAGAUGCUGUCAUCAACAUUGAUAAAGAGGAGCCACGGAAUAGUUUUUCUUCAUCAGCCAAAGAGACAAUAAAAGCAAUAAUUAUAAUGAUUGGUAAAAAGUGGUAUAGGCGCAUCACAUUCAUUUCGAGGCACACAGCGCAGAUAAUUGCAAGUUUCCAGAAGCUUUGGGAUAUUGCUGGUGUACACCUAAAUAUUGAUAUUCCCAAAUGGAUGCAUAUCCUUCGUUUAGACAAGCUUAACUCUUAUGCAGUGCAAUGGCUUAAAACGAAAAGCAAGUUGUCUGAACCAUUAUAUUUGUACACUAUGGAAAAGGGGUAUUUCUUGUUACCUGAAAGUGCAAAGUCUCAUCAUAAUAUACGUACUGUGAAUGUUAGCAUAUCAGCUUGGCACUCCUGCUUUGGAAACAGGUGGCAGCAACUACUCAUAAACAGAUUUGUAAAAUAUGAUACAAUUUUAAUCAACAGUUUAUUGAGUUCUCCUGGUCAAGGUUAUCUUUAUAAUUAUCAAUCAAAGGAAUUCUAUAACCUUAGUUAUGCACACGAAGCUCCUGAAGGCCCAGCUAGGUUUGGAGACUACCUUGUAAUGAAGUGUGGCGUGCUUAUGAUGUCCUUGUUUGUGUUUUUCACUACCACAAUGUCUGUGUCAUUCACAUUGAGAGAAACACAGACUCGCAUGCUGAAGUUUACAGUGCAGCUUCAACACCAUGCUCGGCAUCGCCUUCCAACAUUUCAGCUGAUAUUUGUACAUGUGAUUGAAUCGCUAGUCUUUGUUCCUAUUAUGAUUGGUAUUCUGUUUUUUCUCUUCGAGUUUUAUGAUGAUCAGUUACUUGCCUUCAUGGUCUUGAUUCUUGUCUGGUUGUGUGAACUAUUUACUCUUAUCAGUGUCCGGACACCAAUAUCAAUGAAGUUCUUCCCUCGCUUCUUUUUGCUGUAUUUUCUGGUCUUUCACAUAUAUUUCUUCUCUUAUGCUUAUGGUUUUUCAUAUUUGGCUCUGUUUACAACUGCAGCUUUCAUGCUUCACCUUAUCCUGUACUUCUGGGAUCGGUUUGAGGUACCAGCAUUGCAAAGGUUUAUGCAAAAUCGGCGGUCACAACAUCCGGACUUUCACAUUACCUCAUCUACGAUUCUUGCAUCAACAUUACACAUUACAAGAUUGAACACAAGGAACCAGGGACUAAGUGUCACAGACUUUCCUUCUGGGGCAGGGUUCAGACCUGGUUUCAAUCAAUCAACGCCUCAGAAUAGACCAGGAAUUAUGGACUCUCAAGGGCGGUCAGAAAAUAAUCCAGACAGGGUGGCCAACCCUGCACAGAUUCCUGAUCAAGCUGACAUUCGACAAGCAGAAAGAGGUCCGAACCCUGGAUCCAUGAAUUCAUUUAGUUCUUUGUUAUUAUGGAUAUUAGGUGGGGCCUCAUCUGAGGGCCUCAACUCGUUUUUUUCCAUGUUCAGAGAUGUGAGAGACCAAGGGCAAGUUUUUACUGAAACUCCUGGGCAUGAAAACCGUGAGAAUCAGGAUGAUGACAGAUAGUGAUGAAAAAUUUAGAUUGGAGUUCUUGUUAAUUGUAUAGGAAUGAUGUAAUGGAUAUAAUAUAGGUGACUGAACUACUUUCUCGUUGGUCUAAAUGAAGAUAUAAGUGGGAAAAAAAAGUUUGUAUAUA
Lotus japonicus is the source of this 2411-nucleotide messenger RNA. RefSeq names its product membralin-like protein At1g60995. Gene Ontology annotation, cellular component: endoplasmic reticulum. The transcript is spliced from 14 exons. Bases 269 to 2281 code for a protein of 670 amino acids. The record is from RefSeq and is a predicted model, not a curated record. Lineage: Eukaryota; Viridiplantae; Streptophyta; Magnoliopsida; Fabales; Fabaceae. Gene Ontology annotation, biological process: response to endoplasmic reticulum stress; positive regulation of ERAD pathway.